AUGUGCCCUCCUCUCUGGGUUUGGCUCUUCGGGCAAAAGGAGCACAGUCUCCGGAAGCUCUACAAAAACCUCCGUUACAUGCAACCUGGUUAUAUAUCAAACCAGUGUUGUAAUAUUGAUAUCCACCCCAUGGAUUUCUGGACUGGGGACACCGAUCCUUCCCUCGUCCAAUUCUUCACACCCGAUACCGACACCGACCUCAAAAUCGCCAACACUGCACUCAACCCCAAGAACCCCGUGGACGACCCGUUCACGAGGGCUCAAGCAAUGAAGCAUGCUCAAGACUUCAUCCCCCAAGAGAUGCAUCAUAAGCUCCACCAGGCAUUUUCGAAGUACCUCCGCAAAUCCCCCGGAGGUACCCCCAUUUUCUGGGACCUGGUCUCCAUGGAAGAAGACGAAAGUCUCUUCAACAGCAACGAUAAGCACGGCUUCACCAUUCAAAUGGGAGCCACGAGCGCUGAUGGAAAGACCGCUCAUCAACUCGUCGUCAUGGAAAGCGACAACUGCUACCAUGGCAUCCUCCCGUCAGUUGGGGAGCUCAUGGUCCUUGUUCGAUGGAUGCUUAGUGGAAUCAAAAACCACAAGCACCAGUUCCGCAGGUACCACCGACAAGAGCGUGCCCAGCAUGACUUCCCGACCAUGGUCAUUUCUUUCCUCCCCGAUGCUCGAGUUCGAGUUUUGCAUGGGUAUUUCGACGACGGCCGACUCAAAGUAGCCUAUACCCAAGCACUCAACUUUGAUGCGGAGGACUACACCGACAAGAUGGACACCCUUCUCCAGUGGGCAUGGCCCCUCACUGAUGGGGACACCACGAAGCCCAUCCCCCUUCCAACAAUCGAUGACGAUGAGGAAGAUGAGUGGGAUGAGUGGGAGAAGUGGGAGCUCCGAUACAGGGAGGACAACGAAGACGAGUUCCUGGGGAGUAAAUCAGACGAGAGUGACAGCACUGAGGCAGACGAAGACCUCAGUGACUGUGAGUCGGAAUUCGAGGAGGAGGUUGAGAGUGAUUGGGAAGAUGAUGAGGGCCCCAGUCCCACCGUGGAGUGGGGGGACGAUGAAUGGAGGGAGGAGGAGGAAUUGGUGAUGUCUGCGGACAUCAAAAGAAAGAUUAUGGAGAGGUUGGACGAGAAGUUGAGGGGUUUGGGGAAGUUGUGA
Molecule: messenger RNA, 1155 nt
Organism: Penicillium expansum
Lineage: Eukaryota; Fungi; Ascomycota; Eurotiomycetes; Eurotiales; Aspergillaceae
Exons: 3
Coding region: 1-1155 (384 amino acids)
Source: RefSeq, a predicted model, not a curated record